Molecule: messenger RNA, 1141 nt
Organism: Zerene cesonia (dogface butterfly)
Lineage: Eukaryota; Metazoa; Arthropoda; Insecta; Lepidoptera; Pieridae
Gene: betaggt-II
Product: geranylgeranyl transferase type-2 subunit beta
Exons: 6
Coding region: 106-1107 (333 amino acids)
Biological process (GO): protein geranylgeranylation
Cellular component (GO): Rab-protein geranylgeranyltransferase complex
Molecular function (GO): Rab geranylgeranyltransferase activity
Source: RefSeq, a predicted model, not a curated record
UGUUAUGACAGAAAAUCGCAGAAUAGCAGAAAAUCAGAGGAACAUUUAGAAUUUCGAUCAUAUAUUUAUUAAAUGUAAAUUAUUCAAUUUUUAUAAACAAAUACGAUGUCGUUCAAAACUAAGGAUGUUGUUCUGUCUGCAGACAGGCCAAAAACGUUACUGUUACAAAAGCAUUCCGAUUAUUUAGCUGGAUAUGGACUAAACAAAGAUGACUUCGAAUAUUGCAUGACGGAAUAUCUUAGAAUGUCCGGUAUUUAUUGGAGCCUUACAGCAAUGGAAUUGAUGGAUCAAUCGUCAAGAAUGCCAAAGGAAGAUAUUAUAGAAUUUAUAACAUCGUGUCAAGACAGUGAGAGUGGAGGCAUAUCAGCCAGCACUGGUCAUGAUCCACACAUGCUAUAUACUCUAAGUGCUGUACAGGUACUAGCUAUGUAUGAUAGACUAGAUGCAAUUGAUGUGGAAGCAGUGGUUAGAUUUGUGGUUUCAAUGCAACAAGAGGAUGGUAGCUUUUUUGGUGAUAAAUGGGGUGAAGUGGACACAAGGUUUUCAUUCUGUGCUGUCAUGACCCUAUCUCUCUUGCAUCGGCUGGAUGCAAUCAAUGUGAACAGAACAGUGGACUUUGUACUGAGUUGUAUGAACUUUGAUGGCGGCUUUGGGUCCAAACCUGGCUCUGAGAGCCAUGCUGGUCUCAUCUACUGUUGUGUAGGAACACUAUCUAUUUGCAAGCGAAUGGAUGCAUUAAAAGCAGAUGAGUUGGCCUGGUGGCUCUGUGAGAGACAGCUGCCUAGUGGUGGGCUCAAUGGACGACCUGAGAAGCUGCCUGACUUGUGUUACUCAUGGUGGGUAAUGGCGUCGCUUUCUAUGCUGAAUAGAAUACACUGGGUAGACAAAGACAAUCUAGAGCAAUACAUCCUAGCCUGCCAAGAUGCGGAGACUGGUGGCUUCAGUGACCGCCCUGGAGACAUUCCUGACCCGUUCCAUACCCUCUUUGGCCUGGCAGGCUUAUCUUUACUUGGCAAUACACGCAUCAAACGAGUGAACCCUACCUAUUGUAUGCCGCAAGAAACUAUCGAUAGAUUAAGAUUGGAGCCACAAAUAUUGCUUAUUUAGUUUUAAGAUAAAAUAAAUAUUUAUGGAAAUAUAA